GCAUUGUGUACAGUUUAAAAGUGCGCGCACAAUGUGUGACUGUAAUCCAAGUGGAUAAUAUAUUGAUGACAACCUUAAUAUAGUAUACUCGUUGUGAUGAGAAAGACAAUCACUGAAGCUAGAAGAAUUGGUUCACUAUACAAGUUUUCUAAACCUUUACAAAAACAUAAUAAUCUGACAAAUAAUUUACGAUGGUUUUUUGUUUUAGACUUUGAAUCCACAUGUUUUGCUGAGAAUAAUGGACAAGCACCAGAAAUUAUUGAGUUUCCUGUUGUUGUAUUAGAUUCAGUGACUGGAACAAUAAUUGACUCAUUUCAAAGUUUUGUAAGACCUACAGAGAAUCCUGAAUUAAGUGUGUUCUGUUCUAAUUUAACUGGUAUUCAACAGUCUGAUGUAGAGAAUGCGCCUACUUUGGGAGUUGUUUUAAAGAAGUUUGAAAUUUGGCUUCGAAGAACUAAAGAGACUUUGGGAUGUUCUUUUAAGGGUCAACCAACAACGACAGCUAUUUUUGUCACUUGGACUGAUUGGGAUAUAAGUAUUUGUCUAUGGGAUGAAUGUCGACGGAAAAAGCUUCCACUGCCUGGUGAUAUGUUGAAUCGUAUUGAUCUGAAGGCUAUAUUUCAACAAUGGCUUGGCUCUCAUAAAGUUGCACAGAAUUGGCGUGGUGGUCUAAAAGAUGCACUUCACUUGGUGGGAUUACGUUUUGAAGGUCGACCGCACAGAGGAAUAGAUGAUGCUAAGAAUACAGCUCGACUACUGCUUCAUUUGCUGUCAAAAAAUAUUCUUGACUUAACAACUUCAUGAUGAAAUUUGUUUUGUAUAGAAAAUAAUGUAAAUAUAAUCUAUUUGAUACUA
Molecule: messenger RNA, 855 nt
Organism: Trichobilharzia szidati
Lineage: Eukaryota; Metazoa; Platyhelminthes; Trematoda; Strigeidida; Schistosomatidae
Source: the annotation of a GenBank genome assembly